Molecule: messenger RNA, 3494 nt
Organism: Paramormyrops kingsleyae
Lineage: Eukaryota; Metazoa; Chordata; Actinopteri; Osteoglossiformes; Mormyridae
Source: RefSeq, a predicted model, not a curated record
GGAUAGACUCUGGACCCCCACGCACAGGACAUGCAGUGUCCACUCCCCCAUCACUCUGCCUGCUGUGUGUGAGAAUAGAAACGACCAUGACAGUGAAGGUACAGAGGAUGAGGAAGUGAGGGUUAGUCUCCACAGAUCUGGGCUCAGUGACACACACAUGUAUGGAUCCUCUGAUGCUCCUGUUUCUUCUCAUUGCUGGGCUCACAGGUGCUGACAGUGUGUCCACAGUGAGCAGGGUGUCUGCAUGGAGAGGAGGAUCUGUCACCAUCCCAUGUUUCUAUGGUGACAGAUAUAAAACUCAUGUGAAAUACUGGUGCAGAGGGGAUUAUAGGGAUGCAUGUACUCCCAUAGUACACAGUGACUCUCCACAGGAGGGUAAAGUGUCAAUCAGAGAUGAUCCUGACCAGCGAGUCUUCACUCUGACCAUCAACAAUCUGACAGCUGGGGACUCUGGUUAUUACUCCUGUGGUGUGAAGAUCAGUGUAGAUUCAGAUGCUGGAGCAUCACUUUACCUGUCAGUCACUAAUGGUUCCCCAGAGCUGUCAGUGGACAAACAGGAGGUGACAGGUGUGGAAGGAGACAGUGUCAGUGUUCAGUGUCGCUAUAGAAACAGUGACAGUCUGAAGCUGUGGUGUAAGAUCAGGGGCUCCUGUACAUCAGAGAGAUCAGGGAGUUUGGAUGGGAGGCCUGUCCUGAUCAGGGAUGACACAGUAAAUAGAGUCUUCAGUGUGACAAUGAGGGCACUGGAGAGGAAGGACACAGGCUGGUACUGGUGUGCUGCUGGGUACCACCAGAUCCCAGUUCAUAUUACUGUCAGUCAGACAACUACAACCACAACCAGCACUGAAUUCUCUGGUACCCCAGGUGCUGACAGUCGAGUACCUGAUUCCCGUCUGAUUAGCAGCACCUUAGUUAUUUUGGGACAUGAUGAAGAUGGAGGGAAUACUGAUAAACCAAGGUGGGAGCAGGUUCUGGAUGCUGUACUGAAAGCUGGGACUGGUGUGUUGUAUCUGAUUUGCACCAUCAUCACCAUUCAGCUGCACUGGAGCUCCUGUAGAAAGAGGGGAUCCAAUCAGAGAGAAGCAGUAGGAGGGGCCAAUACAAACCACAGGACACAUCAUCCCACAUGAAGGGGACACCACAGAUGGCAGUAAACAUGUCAAGGGUUGCCCCUCCUGCAUUUGAAGAUUUAUAACACCGAUUGUAAAAGAGAGACAUGCUUGAUGCCUAAAACCAAAGGACACAACUGUUCAAUUAAUCAUAUUCACUUGAAUUAUUGAAAUCCAUAGCAUUCCUCCAGUUUAGGGACAGUAGAAUAUAUUUUAAAAAUGCAUCUUUGUGUUUUGGAAUUUUCUGAAUGUCUCAAAAAUACAUUGUGGAUUUUGUUAUAUUUCAAAUAUGUGUUCCCCACACUUUAUUGCACCAAAUUUGAUCUUAUUUUUCGAACCUAAAUGGUUUUACAGAGAAAAGAGUAAAUGGUGCACCUUGGUACGCACUGGGGUAAAAAAAAAAACAAUGAAUUGCAAUAUUUCAUGGGAUAAUCUUGUUUUUCUAAAUACAUUACCACUUAUGACUCAAAAGAUUUUUUCAAUAACCAUAGAUUAAGGAAAAUCUAUAUUCAUGGGAUAACCAUGUUUGUUUUCCAAAAUACUUUAUCACUUAUGACUCAUAACAAACAUUUGUUAUAAUAGCCGGCUGUAGCCUUGUAGAGUGUAAUGCAGCCAAAUAGGUCUUGCAAUAUAAAUACAGAAAAAGGUAUAUAAAUGAACUAGCAUGCCAGCAAUGAGAUCUUAUGAAAAGCGCGAAACUAUUUAGCAUUGUCGCCCGACGUGUGAAACAAUGUCUUUUAAUGAACCAGUACAUCGAUACAUCAGUGCAGAAGGGUGGGAUCCCUCAGGUACCAUGGUGCCUUGAACACACAUGAGUGAUCACUCAGAUGACCUGAGAAGCACAGGAAGGGAGAGGAGACCUGGCUGUGCUUUGGCUAGAUCUGGCCAAUGCAUAUGGCUCCAUACCCCACAAACUGGUGGACACUGCCCUCAUUCGCCAUCAUGUCCCAGAGAAGAAUAAGGACCUCAUUCUUGACCACUACAAUGACUUCAGAUUGAGAGUCACCUCAGGGUCAGUUACAUCGGAGUGGCACAGAUUGGAGAAGGCAAUAAUCACUGGAUAAUCACCAAUUCAGUGAGCCUUUUUGCCCGGGCCAUGAACGUUCUGACCAAAUCUGCUGAAGCAAAGUGUAGAGACCCCCUAUCCAAGUCUGAUAUUCGUUAUCCACCAAUUUGGGCAUUUAUGGAUGACCUCACAGUGACCACAACAUCGCUCCCAGACUGUAGGUUGUUGCAGAAGGUUCUGCAGAAGCUCAUAACAUGGGCACAUGUGGAAUACGUUUUUGGUGGAUUAUCUUUAUGACUUAUUAAUUUAAUUUGUUUUAAGUAUUUUUGUUUUAUUUUUUUAACUAAUUUGUUAUGGUUUUGGGAUUUUUGCACUGCACCAGAAAAUAAACUUCUAACCAGCAAAGUCCAGGUCCUUAGUGCUGAGGAGAGGGAAGGUGGCAGAGACCAGUUUAGCUCUUCCCUGGGAGGCAUAAAGAUUCCAUAUAUAGAGAAGCCAGUAAAGAGCCUGGGCAAAGUGUUUAAUGGCUCAGUGAAAGGCAGGGAAUCCAUCAAGGCAACUGAGCAAGAUCUGCAGAACCAUCUGACUGCAGUCCACAAACCUGGCCUCCUGAGUCGAUGGUCUCCCAUACAAGGAAAGUGCUGCAGUAUAGAGACUCCACUGACCCCAAGGUAGCUUGUGUUGGUACUGAGGUGAGGACUGGGAGGAAAUGGGAUGCCCAGGUUGCUGUGGAGCAAGCUGGCAUCUGGGUCGGCCGGGUUUGUUAAUAAUCCAACACCAAGCUAUGACCAAGCCAGCAUCAGGGGCAGAACCAGGCACCAGCUGGUUCAUCAGGAGGUAAGAGCACGUGUGGAGGAGGUAUGCACCCUACAGGGAGCCUGGAACCAAUGGGACCAGGCAGUGGACCGGAAAAUAGCUUAGUCUGACUUACAGCAGGCUGAACCCCAGCAUAUCGAGGUCCUUGACCAGUCAGUAUAUGAUGUGCUCCCGACUCUUCAGCUGGGGCUGAGCCAAGAGUCCUGCCUGCCCCCUGUGUUCUGGAGCAGGGACUCUGGAGCACAUUCUCAGUUGCUGCCCAAAAGCCCUGGGAGUGGGUUGUUACGAUUGGCGCCAUGACCAGAUACUAAAGACAGUAGUGGAAACUCUUGCCUCAGCCAUUGCCAAAUCCAAAAGGCAGGAACCGGGGUGUCAGCACAUUUCCUUUGUGAACGCUGGAGAGAGGCCCAAAGCGCAGGAGAUGGCACCAACAGGGCUCCUCACAAUGGCCCAAGGUUGAUCUAGGCAUGGGCGUAAAUCCCGGGGGGGACGGAGGGGUUGUGUCCCCAAUCCGAGGGUUGUGCCCCCCAAAAAAAUUAUAUAAAAAAAAAAUCGCACUAUUG